UUUGGAAGGAAAGAAACAGUAAAGGAGUUAACGUUUAAGAAAAUAACGAAGAAUAAAAAUUAAUGUACAAAUUGUGUCAUGUAUUGUCAUAGCAUUCGUAAUAUCAUUACAAAGUAAACAUUAACCAUCGAGUAUACCAACACACAGCUCAACAGAUCGGUUCAUAACCUCCAGCGUAAAGUUUGAUAUUUUAAUAAUAAUUUCUGAAAUAUUAAUAUGAAUAGUUUUUCGUUUGCAUUACAAGAUUCAUCAAAUUUCCUGAUUUUCAUGAUGAAUUUCGCAACGACCGUCGCGAAGAUCCACAUUUUUCGGUACGUAACGCAGUAACUUUUGCUCCGAGAGUUGCUGCGCCUGCACGGGGCCGCGAUUACGUUACAUGAUUACAUGCCCGUCUGCCCAAGGUGUAUUCAGAUGUAUGCAUGCGAUAGACUCGUGGGCGCGGGUCGCGUGGAUCUGUCGUGGAUUUGUUGCGGCUGUGCGAUUUGACGACGAUCCCGCGUAACGACGAGGCAACGAACGAAGAAUGUAGCAGCGUACUCGCGUUCGAGUCGGCAACAUUUUGCGGGAGCGGAACCGUUUGACGCGAGACUGCCUGGUCGCGUUAUCGCGACAGUGAGGUAGCGGGAGAGUGGGCGGAUCACGCCGCGUCUCAUCGGCAGGUCGAUGAUCAGCGUUUGGCGCGUCUCCGUGCGAGCUCGGUGGGCGAACGACCAAGGCGAAGGGCCAAGAUGCUGAGAUUCCUGUCGCGGCGAAGGGGGCGCAGCGUCGGCGGCCAGACCGCCUCGCAGAUUAAAAAUCAAAGGCUGCCCAGCAACAAGAACGUCGUGCAGUGCAGGGUGGUGUUGCUGGAUGGCACGGACUUACCCAUCGAAUUGUCAAAAAAGGCCUUGGCUAGUGAUUUAUAUGAGCAAGUGUUUUAUAGCCUAGAUUUAAUCGAGAAGGAUUACUUUGGACUGCAAUAUACAGAUAGCAAUAAUGUACAACAUUGGUUGGAUCCUACAAAACCCAUCAAAAAACAAGUCAAAAUUGGGCCACCCUACACACUGAGACUGAAAGUAAAGUUUUAUUCUUCGGAGCCAAAUACACUGCGUGAAGAACUGACGCGAUAUCAGUUCUUCCUCCAGUUGAAACAGGAUGUUUUGGAUGGCAAACUUCACUGUCCUCAUCAGGUUGCGGUUCAGUUAGCUGCCCUAUCUCUUCAAUCUGAACUAGGAGAUUACGAUCCCACUAUACACAGUGCUGCGACGGUCUCAGAAUUCCGUUUCGUGCCGGGUCAGACGGAGCAGAUGGAGCUGGAGGUGCUGGAAGAGUACGUUAAAUGCUCCGGCCUUAGUCCGGCCCAAGCGGAGUCUGCGUAUCUCAGCAAAGCCAAGUGGUUGGACAUGUACGGCGUUGAUAUGCACAUCGUCCUCGGCAAGGAUGCGUGUGAGUACUCUUUGGGAUUAACCCCAACCGGGAUCUUGGUCUUCGAGGGCGCGCAGAAGAUAGGCCUGUUCUUUUGGCCGAAGAUCGGUCGUUUGGACUUCAAGAAGAAGAAGCUGACGCUAGUGGUCGUAGAGGAGGACGACGAGGGCAGGGAGCAGGAGCACACGUUCGUAUUUCGGUUGCUGAACGAGAAGGCCUGCAAACACCUGUGGAAGUGCGCCGUCGAACACCAUGCUUUCUUCCGUUUGCGCGCACCGGUCAAGGGCGCGAGCAGUCGCCAGAACUUUUUCCGAAUGGGUUCACGCUUCCGUUACAGCGGCAAGACGGAGUUCCAGACGACGCAGCUGAAUCGCGCGCGCCGCACCGUGCAGUUUGAAAGACGACCGAGUCAGAGAUACGCGCGGCGGCAGAGCCAUGUGCUCCGCGAACGACAGCGUCAACAGCAAGUCGAACAACCGCCUUCCUCACCUCCAGCCUCGGAAGAGGAACCCCUGCAGCGUCAGCCAAGCCGAUCCAGUACAAAGUCAUCGGACUCGUCGAGCGUUCAGGGCACGUCGUCGCCUCUAGUGGACUCCUUGUUGAAGUCCCUCGCCAAAGAUCAACAGCCUCUAGAAGCCAGGAACCAGACGACGGUCGCCGGUAACGAGAAAGAAUCGGAACCUAUGAAGACGAGCUUGACGGUCGAGACUAUGACGAAUCAAGUGCAGCUGGUGCCUAAUAAUCAAGUAGGCGGAACAUCGACACUGCCUCCACGGACACCAAUCCCGCCGGAGUCUCUAAAAUGUAACAUACUGAAGGCGACUCUUCUCGAACAGGGGAAAAAUUCGAAUUUGAUCUCCAUCACGUCCACGGACGGAGUAAUCGCGAAGAAGAAUCAGCAUUCGGACGCGGCAACGAUCGUUUCUGUGGGCGGCGAUAAACUGACGCUCUCUGUGAGCGGAACUGCAACGGCGGUAAAUCCUUCCACGGACGACGCCGUAACCGUAACGCAUUUCUCGUUGGACAGCUGGGGCCAGAUCGAACAAAAGACUACGCCGUUAAGUCCGAAAGUAUCGAAUCAAUCGCAGAACCCCUUCAAUCCGUUCACCAAUGAUACGUCCAGCAAUGACGCGUCCAACACACCGGAAGCUUCCGAGGAGGAGGCGAAGCCGGAAGACGACAAGAAGAAAAAUACCAAUCCGUUUAUAGACUCGAAUCCAUUCCUGGGCAUACUCAAUCCCUUCAAAGAUUUACAACCGGUUACAGUGGAGAAAAAGAUUGAAGCGGACACGGAAAAAGCUGGAGCACGAGUUGUUAAAACCGAGGAGAUACAAACGACUACCACGACACUCACACACAAGGAUGAGAGCCAGGCGGCAUCGGAUAUUAGUCCCUGGUUAGUGGCGGACCCGUCGCAGAGCCCGGCACCUGAUCAAACACCCACUAAGCAUACAGUCAUCACGAGAAAGACGGUGAUUACCACGCAGUUAUAAAAUAUUUAUUGAAUACAAAUUAAUAUGUCGAUAUACAACGUGCGAGCAAAUGGCAUCAAAUCUGGUCUUCCUCGGACUGCCUAUAUCUUUUUUACUUAAGGCGUUUACAAAGGUAUUACGUGACACGUUAGUAUAUGACAAAAUUAAAAUUACACAUGUACUUAUUGAAAAGCAAGAUUUUUCCAUGAAAAAGUCCUAAUUGUACUUAAGUAUAAAAGCAGGAUACCAUACACACAUAGACGCGUACGCGCGUGCACGCAUCCCACGCAUACACAAACGCACUCGCAUACACGCAAACGUACCGUAUCGUAGGCUUUGCUUGAGUCAUUGCCAUAAAUGUUUAUGCUGAUUAGUAAUGACCGUUGUAUGCCGACUAAAAAUUUGCGUAUUGAGGCAACUUUUCGUUCAUAGUAUCGCAAACAUUCCUUAAUUAAGUAAGAUGCAUUUAUCGGAAGCUUACGUGUAAUAAAAGUGUCCUUACAACCUGCCAGCAUGUAUUACAAGUACAUGUUUAAGGUCAGGUUCGUUUAGUAUAAUCAUUUUCUACGCUUUCCGCAAUUUUGUGUUCUCUUCUUUUCUGCAAUGAGAAUGGGCGUAUACUCCGUCUCGUUUAAAGUACAAUGAAAUACAGUUGAAAUAAAGGUCCACUGUAAUUACGCUAUACGUAUACUGCCCAUACUCGGAUAUCAAUUCGCUGCAUUUACAAAAUAGUAUUUCCCUAUUUGUAUUACUUGCCACUGUGCCUUCGAAUGUGACAUAAGACGAACGAACAUGCGAUUAUGCGAAUAUUAUGGGAACAAGAAAAGUUCACAUUCGCGACUACGACUGAUUAAAAAUAUAAGUAUUAGGUCCCAUUACAGUAAUGUCAUAUAAAUUACAUAAAUGAUCGAUAUGUAAGUAGAUCUGACCGAACGAAAUCUUUGAGAACAUUUUCGGCGAGAGAUCGUGGACUCGCUGCAAUGAAUGAAUUAAUUAAUUCUAAUCAAAUGAGCUAUUCUCUCUCCGUGAGAUUUGUCUCGAUGAUGUAUUUAUGUAUUAUAAUAAUGACAAUAAUUGAUGAUAAAUGAUGAAUAAAGAAUUAUUAUGUGAUGCCACCA
Messenger RNA from Ooceraea biroi (clonal raider ant), 3994 nucleotides. It is a transcript of the gene yrt, whose product is annotated as erythrocyte membrane protein band 4.1-like yurt. The record is from RefSeq and is a predicted model, not a curated record. Gene Ontology annotation, molecular function: cytoskeletal protein binding. Gene Ontology annotation, cellular component: cytoskeleton. Lineage: Eukaryota; Metazoa; Arthropoda; Insecta; Hymenoptera; Formicidae. Gene Ontology annotation, biological process: actomyosin structure organization.